Messenger RNA from Chlorella variabilis, 715 nucleotides. RefSeq lists its product as hypothetical. Gene Ontology annotation, molecular function: FMN binding. The transcript is spliced from 5 exons. The record is from RefSeq and is a predicted model, not a curated record. NCBI's taxonomy places the organism in Eukaryota, Viridiplantae, Chlorophyta, Trebouxiophyceae, Chlorellales, Chlorellaceae. Bases 1 to 624 code for a protein of 207 amino acids.
AUGGCGGCGCCCUGGAGGGAGCCGCUCCAGCGGGCGCUCAAGCAGAACGCCGGCUCCCGCGACUCGCGCUACCUCCAGCUGGCGACGGUGCGCCCCGACGGCCGCCCCGCCAACCGCACCGUCGUCUACCGCGGCUUCCUGGCCGACACCGAAGUGCUCACCUUUGUCACAGACUCGAGGAGCCGGAAGAUAGAAGAGAUUGCGCGCAGCCCGUGGGGGGAGGUGGCCUGGUACUUUCCAGGCACGCGGGAGCAGUUCCGCCUGCUGGGCCGCCUGACUGUGGUGGGCGCCGCCACCGAGGACGCGGCGCUGCAGAAGGGGCGGCUGGCGGCGUGGAAGAGCAUGUCGGACCCCGGGUGGCAGCAGUUCCUGUGGCCGCAGCCCGGGGAGCCGCGCGGCGGCGAUGAUAGCAUCUUCAGGCCGGAUCCGCCCACGGCGCAGGACCCUGUCCUGGACACAUUCUGCCUGGUGUGCCUGGAGGUGGAGGAGGUGGAUCACAUCCAGCUCAAUGGAAACCUGCGCCACGUGUACCUGCUGCAGCCGGCCGCGGCGGCAGCGGCAGGAGAAGCAGCCGCAGCGGAAGGCGCGGCAGCGGAGUGGGCGGUGCGAAACGUCAACCCGUGACCGGCUGUGCCAUGCAUAUACGCUCUGAUUCAUUUGAUUGGUAUUUCUUCACAUCUUCCCUCGCACGUCUGUCGGCAACAUUCGAUCCGCC